Messenger RNA from Leptopilina boulardi, 833 nucleotides. RefSeq names its product rhodanese domain-containing protein CG4456-like. Gene Ontology annotation, cellular component: mitochondrion. The coding region runs from base 144 to 707 and encodes 187 amino acids. The transcript is spliced from 5 exons. NCBI's taxonomy places the organism in Eukaryota, Metazoa, Arthropoda, Insecta, Hymenoptera, Figitidae. Gene Ontology annotation, molecular function: thiosulfate-cyanide sulfurtransferase activity. The record is from RefSeq and is a predicted model, not a curated record.
GUGUGAUUGUAAGUGGGUGACGCAAGAAUAUUUAAUUCGUGUUUUUUUUCUGAUGAUUUCAAUAAGUAAUUAAUUGUAAUUUAUUAUUGUUGAAUGAUAUGAUUUUUUAACGCGUUUAAAUCAUUUUUAAGGGACUAACCAAGAUGUCAAAGGUCAUAAUGAAUUGUCAUAAAACUCGUUUUCUCCAUCGGAUCAUUAAUUUGCCAUUGUUUUUAAAAUCUGCACCAUCGUUAAGAAUUUUUCAUUCACAAAUUUUAAGGCAACAUCAUUUUGCAAAUUCUCUUCACGGUGUAAAUAAAUCAUUUUCAAGUACAAGUGUUUUGAAAUCAGAAAUGGCGAAUUGUGGUGGAGGUGAUGUUAAUGAUUUUGAUAUGAAUUAUGAACAACUAUUGAAAGCACAAGAUAAUUGUGAUAUUUUGAUUAUUGAUGUUCGUGAACAUGCGGAAAUUAAUAAAACCGGAGCAUUGCCUGGUAGCAUUCACAUUCCAAUGUGCGAUGUUGCUGAUGAAUUGACAAAAUUAACAAGUGAUAAAUUUUGCGAGAAAUAUAAUAGAGAUUUACCCACAAAGGAAACAAAAUUAGUUUUCUCAUGUAUGUCAGGAAAAAGAAGUGGCGUAGUUCAAGAUCGAAUGAAAAAAUUGGGUUAUACAAAUGUUUAUAAUUAUAAAGGGGGUUGGAGUGAAUGGGAGCAAAAACAAAAGUGUUAGAAAAGAAGAAGUUGCGAAUGAAGUAAAUCAAAAAAAAAAAAAAAAAAAUAACUCAUAUUGUCAUUUUGCAUUUGUAAAAGUAUAAUAAAAAAAUUUUACUACCAAAAAAAACUUAGAAACAGGACU